AUGCAGGAUACACAGGGCUCCCGCCCUGGCAGCACCAGGGACGUUGGAGGUGGGCAGGGGCAGGACCUGUGCCAGGGUGAGGUCGACUUUGGAGGGUCUGGGAAGAAGCCAGGCAAGUUUGUGAAGGUGCCGAGCGGCGUGGCGCCCUCCGUGCUCUUUGACCUGCUGCUCACCGAGUGGCACCUGCCGGCCCCCAACCUGGUGGUGUCCCUGGCGGGUGAGGAGCGGCCUUUCGCCGUGAAGUCCUGGCUGCGAGAUGUACUGCGCAAGGGGCUGGUGAAGGCAGCUCAGAGCACAGGCGCCUGGAUCCUGACCAGCGCCCUCCGCGUGGGCCUGGCCCGGCACGUCGGGCAGGCUGUGCGCGACCACUCGCUGGCCAGCACGUCCACCAAGGUCCGCGUGGUUGCCAUCGGCAUGGCCUCGCUGGGCCGCAUCCUGCACCGCCGGCUGCUGGACGAUGCCCUGGAGGACAUCCCCGUCUACUACCCCGCGGACAACGGCGGCAGCCAGGGCCCCCUCUGCUCCCUGGACAACAAUCUCUCCCACUUCAUCCUGGUGGAGCUGGGACCCCCUGGGAAGGGGGACGGGCUGACCGAUCUGCGGCUGGGGCUGGAGAAGCACAUCUCAGAGCAGAGGACUGGCUAUGGGGGCACUGGAAGCAUCGAGAUCCCUGUCCUUUGCCUGCUGGUCAAUGGCGACCCCAGCAUCCUAGAGAGGAUUUCCAGGGCCAUGGAGCAGGCAUCCCCGUGGCUGAUCCUGGCAGGCUCAGGGGGCGUCGCCGACGUGCUUGCUGCCCUGGUGACCCAGCCCCACCUCCUGGUGCCCCAGGUGGCUGAGAAGCAGUUUAAAGAGAAGUUCCCCAAUGAGCCCUUCUCCUGGGAGGAUAUCGUGCACUGGACCACGCUGCUGCAGAACAUUGCCUCUCACCCGCACCUGCUCACCGUGCACGACUUCGAGCAGGAGGGCUCCGAGGAGCUGGACACGGUCAUCCUCAAGGCGCUGGUGAAAGCCUGCAAGAGCCACAGCCAAGAGGCACAGGACUACCUGGAUGAGCUCAAGCUGGCCAUGGCCUGGGACCGCGUGGACAUCGCCAAGAGCGAGAUCUUCAAUGGGGACGUGGAGUGGAAGUCCUGUGACCUGGAGGAGGCCAUGAUGGACGCCCUGGUGAGCAACAAGCCCGAGUUUGUGCGCCUCUUCGUGGACAACGGUGCCGACGUGGCCGACUUCCUGACGUUCGGGCGGCUGCAGCAGCUCUACCGCUCCGUGCCCCGCAAGAGCCUGCUCUUCGGCCUGCUGCAGCGCAAGCACGAGGACGGCCGGCUCACGCUCGCCGGCCUGGGCGCCCAGCAGCCCCGGGAGCCACCGGCCGGGCCACCCGCCUUCUCCCUGCACGAGGUCUCUCGCGUGCUCAAGGACUUCCUGCAGGAUGCCUGCCGCGGCCUCUACCAGGACAGCCGGGCCGUGGGCCGGAGGAAGGAGGAGAGGGGGCCGGCCAGGCAGCCCAUGGGCCAGAAGUGGCAGCUGGACCUUAACCAGAAGAGCGAGAACCCCUGGAGGGACCUGUUCCUGUGGGCCGUGCUGCAGAACCGCCACGAGAUGGCCACAUACUUCUGGGCCAUGGGCCAGGAAGGUGUGGCAGCCGCUCUGGCUGCUUGCAAAAUCCUCAAAGAGAUGUCCUACCUGGAGACGGAGGCCCGGGUGGCCCGCACCAUGCACGAGGCCAAGUACGAGCAGUUGGCCCUGGACCUCUUCUCCGAGUGCUAUAGCGACAACGAGGACCGUGCCUUCGCCCUCCUGGUGCGCCGGAACCGCUGCUGGAGUAGGACCACCUGUCUGCACCUGGCCACCGAGGCCGACACCAAGGCCUUCUUUGCCCAUGAUGGUGUGCAGGCCUUCCUGACCAAGAUCUGGUGGGGGGACAUGGCCACGGGCACGCCUGUCCUGCGGCUGCUGGGCGCUUUCCUCUGCCCUGCCCUGGUCUACACCAACCUCAUCAAGUUCAGAGACGAGGCCCCACUGAGGACGGGCCUGGAGGACCUGCAGGAGCUGGACAGCCUGGACAUGGAGAGGAGCCUGCUGUACAGCCCCGGCGGCCGGGUGGAGGAGCUGGCGGAGGUGCGGAGAGCUCCAGCCGACAGAGGCCCACGGGUGGCCUUCCUGCUCACACGCUGGCGGCGGUUCUGGGGUGCGCCUGUGACCGUGUUCCUGGGGAACGUGGUCAUGUACUUUGCCUUCCUAUUCCUGUUCACCUGCGUCCUGCUGGUGGACUUCAGGCCACCUCCCCAGGGGCCGUCGGGACCCGAGGUCACCCUCUACUUCUGGGUCUUCACACUAGUGCUGGAGGAAAUCCGGCAGGGCUUCUUCACGGAUGAGGACACACACCUGGCAAAGAAGUUCGCACUGUACGUGGAGGACAGCUGGAACAAGUGUGACAUGCUGGCCAUCUUCCUGUUUGUCAUUGGUGUCACCUGCAGGAUGCUGCCCUCGGCGUUUGAGGCUGGCCGCACAGUCCUCGCCAUCGACUUCAUGGUGUUCACCCUCCGGCUCAUCCACAUCUUUGCAAUCCAUAAGCAGCUGGGCCCCAAGAUCAUCAUCGUGGAGCGGAUGAUGAAGGACGUCUUCUUCUUCCUCUUCUUCCUGAGCGUGUGGCUCGUGGCCUACGGCGUGACCACCCAGGCCCUGCUGCACCCCCACGACGGCCGCCUGGAGUGGAUCUUCCGCCGCGUGCUCUACCGGCCGUACCUGCAGAUCUUCGGGCAGAUCCCACUGGAGGAGAUUGAUGAAGCCCGUGUGAACUGCUCUGUCCACCCACUGCUGCUGCGGGACUCGGCCUCCUGCCCCAACCUCUAUGCCAACUGGCUCGUCAUCCUCCUGCUGGUCACCUUCCUGCUGGUCACCAACGUGCUGCUCAUGAACCUGCUCAUUGCCAUGUUCAGCUACACAUUCCAGGUGGUGCAGGGCAACGCUGACAUGUUCUGGAAGUUCCAACGCUACAACCUGAUUGUGGAGUACCACGAGCGUCCUGCCCUGGCCCCGCCCUUCAUCCUGCUCAGCCACCUGAGCCUGGUGCUCAAGAGGGUCUUCAGGAGGGAGGCGGGGCGCAAACGAGAGCGUCUGGAGAGAGACUUGCCGGAUCCCCUGGACCAAAAGAUCGUCACCUGGGAGACGGUUCAGAAAGAGAAUUUCCUGAGCAGCGUGGAGAAGAGGAGGAAGGGCGGUGAGGGGGAGGUGCUGCGGAAGACCGCCCACAGAGUGGACUUCAUUGCCCAGUACCUCGGGGGGCUGAGAGAGCAAGACAAGCGGAUCAGGCAUCUGGAGUCGCAGAUCAACUACUGCACGGUGCUCCUGUCCUCCAUAGCAGACACACUGGCCCAGGGCAGCGUCCGCUGGAGUAAGCGUGUGUUUGAGGAGCGUGGGGCUCUCGGAACUGUGCUGGUGGGAGCCGGCAGCCCCCUGUUGACCAUGGAGUGGGCCCUGGCAGCAGGGAGCAGCCAGAGGCUGGCCAGCCACCCUUGGGCCCCUGAGCUGCUUGGCCUGCCACGCAAGGCCCUUAGCGGACCAUCCUAG
Messenger RNA from Galeopterus variegatus (Sunda flying lemur), 3567 nucleotides. It is a transcript of the gene TRPM5, whose product is annotated as transient receptor potential cation channel, subfamily M, member 5. Gene Ontology annotation, biological process: calcium ion transmembrane transport. The transcript is spliced from 24 exons. The record is from RefSeq and is a predicted model, not a curated record. Lineage: Eukaryota; Metazoa; Chordata; Mammalia; Dermoptera; Cynocephalidae. Bases 1 to 3567 code for a protein of 1188 amino acids. Gene Ontology annotation, molecular function: ligand-gated calcium channel activity; calcium-activated cation channel activity. Gene Ontology annotation, cellular component: membrane.